UGUAAAGCGUUCAAACUGCUGGUGUGAAAUCUCCAUUUGUUCAAAAGUCAGUAGAAUGUUGUGAUUAUAUGAUACAUUUCUACUGAUUUAAUUUUACCAACAAAACGUUCUAAUGUACUGUAAGUAAACUUUUAAUUAAAGAUAUUGUUGAAGUAAAUUGAAGGUAAAGAAUGGCUUAAAUGAAAAUGUUCACUUGUUCUUUUCUCAAGAAUCCUUACCGUUUCAAAAAAAAAAAAAAAAAAAAAGUGUCAAGAGUGCCAAUAGCUCUAGGCCACAGCAACCUAAAUGCCAUCUAACAACAAAAUGCUUUAGUUCUAUGUGUAAGAGAGUAAAAACUGCUCUGACGUGAACGCUCCUCCUUCUCUCUGUUCCCCAAUUCUCAGAGAAACACCAUGUUUGUCCACGGACAGUCAUGUUUAAUUAAGCUAUUUUGUUUGAAUAAGCUGUAGCUAAUGCAGUCAAUUACAAACGACAAACGAGUAUUUUGUGAAGGGACUGCUGUAUGUUGCCUAAAUCUUUUUAGAUUCUGUAUAUAGUGUACAUGAAGCUGCUGACAGUACAUCCGACAAAAUGAACAAAAGAGAUGACGCCCCCAAAGACCGCGGAUGCCUUGUAGCGAUCAUAUUCUUCAUCCUUGGCCUGGGAACACUGUUGCCAUGGAACUUCUUUAUGACGGCAUCUAUGUAUUUCAACAACAGACUCAAUACUUCUGAAUGGAGGAAUGGAACAAUAACAACUAGGAAGGAGUAUUAUUUCAAUAACUGGAUGACUCUGCUUUCCCAGCUGCCUUUGCUGCUGUUCACUUUGCUCAACUCUUUUCUCUAUCAGCGGAUCUCAGAGAGAAUGAGGAUAGCAGGCAGUUUAGUCUUCAUCCUCAUCCUUUUCAUCCUCACUGCUGUCCUGGUGAAGAUCCCAAUGGAGGAGGACAGGUUCUUCUCCAUCACCAUGGCAACUAUCUGGUUUAUCAAUUCAUUCGGGGCUGUGUUACAGGGAAGUCUGUUCGGUUUGGUGGGUUUAUUGCCGCAGAGGUACAGCGCCUUCUUUAUGAGCGGACAGGGACUCGCAGGGACAUUUGCUGCUCUUGCAAUGAUCUUUGCUAUAGCAAGUGAUUCUGACAGUGAAACGGCAGCUCUGGGUUAUUUCAUCACUCCGUGUGUUGGGACCCUUGUCACGCUCAUCAGUUACAUGCUGCUACCCAAACUGGAGUUUGCCAGAUUUUACCUGGACAGCAAAAGCAAGAGUUAUGAGCUUGAGACGUCCAGCCAGCUGCUGCCUACAGAUGCUGUGGAAGGUUGUGAGAAGACGAGCGAUCCGUCUAAUGGCCCAGUGGUUAACGGAAAUCCUAACAAAGGUGUUAACUGUGUGAGUGAAGAGGAGGGCUGCAAACAGGCCAUCCUCACGCUGCAGACAGAAAACGUGUCCACCCAGAAGAGCUCUGUCCUGCAGGUCUUUAAAAAGAUUUGGGUUAUGGCGUUUUGUGUGACGUUUGUAUUCACAGUAACACUGUCAGUUUUUCCGGCUGUUACCGUGGAUGUGAAAACUGUCUAUGGAGGAAACUGGGAACGGUACUUCAUUCCUGUUGCUUGUUUUCUCAUCUUUAACAUGAUGGACUUUUUUGGCAGAAUUUCCACAUUAAAAUUUAAGUGGCCCUCUAAAGAGAGUCGUUUGUUCCCAGCGCUGGUUGUGUCUCGUGUGGUCUUCGUGCCGCUACUCAUGAUGUGUAACGUGCAGGAGAGACGCUAUCUGCCUGCGCUUUUCUCAAACGACGGGAUAUUUGCCGCAAUCAUGCUGAUUUUCUCCUGGUCCAGCGGAUACUGUGUGUGUCUGUCCAUGACAUAUGCGCCACAGCUUGUGGGGCCUGCAGAUGGGGAGACGGCCGGCGCGUUAAUGACGUUUUUUCUGUCUCUGGGUUUGUCGUUGGGAGCAGCUUUUUCGUUCCCUCUACGCUUCCUGGUCUGACGCUCGCAACCACACUCUCAUUCCCCAAACCGACCGCUCUCAGGGCGUCUGCACUGAUGCUUGUGCAUCAAUCUGUUCACUCACAGUGGACAAAUUCAAAAUGGAAGCACCGACACGAGUUUUAUUUGGCAGCUUAAAAAAACACUUACAGAAUCUGUUUGCGGUACUAAAGGGAACGAACUGUAAAGGGACGGCUCAAAAAGAGUUUUCUGUGAUUCCUCCAUAACAAAAUUCAGCAUGCUCACCAGUUUUCUUCAGUGCCGGUAUCCGCUAGGGCUGGGUGAUAUAUCAAUAUUCAUGGAAAUUAAUUUUUUUUUUUGGUUUCUGUGAAUCAGUUCAGAAUGUCAGUUUUAUUUGAAUCAAUUGCAAGAUCUGAUUUUAGUGAUUUGUUAAAUUAAAAUAAAAUGUUAGUUAAAACAUAUCUGUACACAGGUAAAUAUUAUCUGAUGUAUUGUUAGAUUGGUUCAUAUAAAAUAAGUUCAUAUGCAGAAUUAUUAAAUAUUCUUCCUUGUUAAUUUUGUAAUUAAGAAUUUUGGAAAAAAGUGGAAAACAUAAUUAUUUAUAUUGUUAUAUAAAUAAUGAUCAGUAGCAUGCCCAAACUGACAAAAUUACAACGACCAUUUUUACAAUGACCAUUUUUAAUUUUUAGUUUUAGUUAUUGCCCAGCCCUAGUUACUAGUAUUAUUGUUACUACUGUUAAAGUAAUAUAGGAUGCUCUUCUGUUAAAAUCAGUCACUUAAUUUCUGUUGUAAGGGCAGCAGUUGUUGGUGGGAAAAUGGAUCAUACAACAAAAGAUUUACUUUCUUUUAAUUUAUUUUAAAUUUUUAUGUGGUUUAAGGGAAGAAAGUACAUUGAAGGAUUUCUAGUUUUGAAAGGGACACGCGUGCGUGCGCGCGCGCGCACACUCACACACACACACACACACACACACGCACACACAAACAUAUAUACAGUGGGGUCCAAAAGUCUGAGACCUGUUUUGUAAUCUAAUUUAAACUUUGUGUUGCAUAAAAUAUCUAUGACUCUGCACUUUUUCUAGGUCACUAAUGAAACAAGCAAAAAAGCUGAUGUGAAGCUGGAUUUUCUUCCAUUAAAGCACACAACAUGCUCUUUGCCCAAGUCAUAACAUGGAUCAUCAGAUUUUACAUAAGCUUACUGCAGUUAAACAACUUUUAAAGCUUUUUUUUUUUUUUUUUUUUUUUGCCCCAACUUUUCAUAUCGGUCUGAUAAUAGGAAAAAUAUUAACAUAAAAAUUUGCAAAAUAGUGCACUAUAGUAUCAAACUUAUGGACUCCACUGUGCGAUUGUGUUUGUACUGUAAUGCAUGUAACAUCAAUCCUGUAACCAGUUCAAACAUGCAUAUACAUCCAGGUAUUCAAAGAAAAAUUGUUUUCAAAACUAAAUUUUUUCUUUAUGGACCUGCAGAAGAGUCACGAGUAUAAAACCGACAAUAUUUCAGAUCAUUAUAAUAUGAUUAUUUAUUAUUUUAUUGACAACUAAUAGUCAGUAGAGAUUUAUAUGCUUUCUUAAUACAUCGUAAUACAAUAAUACCUGGAGAAUAUUUACUUUGCAAUUUAUAAGUUUAUGAUUUUCACUUUUUUUGGCUUUAGUUAAAUGACUAUAAAUGCCUUUCUUUUUUUUUUUUUAUUUGUUGUAUUUACAAAAUGAUCGGUAACACUUCAAAGUAAGGUCUCAUUUGUUAACUAACAUGAACUAAUAAUGGGAAAUAUAUUUUUACAGCAUUCACUAACCUUUGUUAAUGUUAGUUAAUAAAAAUGUUCGUUAGUUUGCAGUGCAUUAAUGUUAACAGAUACAAGUUUUGAUCUUUCAAAUGUAUUAGUAAACUUUAUUAAUAUAAAUAAGUGCUGUAGAAGUAUUGUUUGUUACUUUGAGUUAACUAAUAUAGUUAUUUCAUUUUAACAAAUUAAACCUUAAUGGAAAGUGUUACCAGUUGAUCAUUAUUUGGGGGUCAUUGUCAUCAAAAAAGUUUAAAACAUCUAGUAAAAUGUAAGGGAAUCUUCAUGUACAAAUUUCUAUACGUGAAACUGGCCAGUAAACUCUUGUAAUGUUUUAGUUCAUGUUUACACUUCAAUAACCUGGACCUAAAAGGCUAGAUGUCAUUCUCUCAUAUGUGAACCUGUGCUCAGCAACACUGCCACUGUCAUUUCUCUCUCAUGCAUAUAGAAUGUGAAGCUAUGUAAAAGAAAAAACAAUUGUGGAACUUUCUGUAUGUUAUGCUGGAUUGUACAAAGUGCCAAGUGAAUGCGAGAGUGUGUUUUUAUAGAACCAAUGUAUCUGUACAGACUAAAAUGUUACAAACACGAGGUUUUAAUUUGUUGCAAAUGCUGGUCAUUUUUUGGUGUAGGUAUGGUUUUGAUUGGUUGUACUUGUUAUAUGAUUUCACAUUUUUAUUCCUCAAAGAAGACAAGAUAUGUUAACAGUGUUCAAGCUACAGUUCAAGGUAGAAUCAAACAAUCGUAAUCUCAUUACCUCACUCUCGACAACUACAAUCAAACCACAUUUCAACAGCCAGAAAAAUGAAUGUAAACUUGGUCCUCUCUGUAUGUGACCAGUAUUUUGGGAAUGUGUUCUGGGACCUUUGUGGAAUUGAGACUUCAUGAAGAAAAAAGCCUUUUAAGAACAGAUAUAUUUGAUGAACGAUGAAAUAAAUGUCCAGUCAUGUUGAAUUUUGAAACUACUAUUUUUCAAGGUCAUUUCAUGUUUUUUUUUUUUUUACUAUUUGUCAUUAUUUGUUUUCAAAGAGUUGUUGUGAAAUUUGAUGAAUCUGAUAAAUACAGACAAAAAAUGAAA
This is a messenger RNA of Megalobrama amblycephala (Wuchang bream), 4769 nucleotides long. Its product is annotated as equilibrative nucleoside transporter 2. Bases 571 to 1959 code for a protein of 462 amino acids. The transcript is spliced from 13 exons. The record is from RefSeq and is a predicted model, not a curated record. Gene Ontology annotation, molecular function: nucleoside transmembrane transporter activity. Gene Ontology annotation, biological process: guanine transport; nucleoside transmembrane transport; adenine transport. Lineage: Eukaryota; Metazoa; Chordata; Actinopteri; Cypriniformes; Xenocyprididae. Gene Ontology annotation, cellular component: basolateral plasma membrane; plasma membrane.